UCCCCUGCGCCGCGCCGUAGCCCGCAGCCGCCGCCCCCGGGUCGCGAUGGCGGACGUGUCGGAGCGGACGCUGCAAGUCUCCGUGCUGGUGGCCUUCGCCUCCGGAGUGCUCCUGGGCUGGCAGGCGAACCGGCUCCGCAGGCGCUACCUGGACUGGAGGAAGCGGCGGCUGCAGGACAAGCUGGCGACCACGCAGAAGAAGCUGGACCUGGCCUGACCGGGGACGGGGCGGGCGGCGGGCGCGAGCCCCAGACCACGUGGGCCGGGCCCGGGCCGGCGCCUCGGCCCCGCC
Perognathus longimembris pacificus (Pacific pocket mouse) is the source of this 292-nucleotide messenger RNA. It is a transcript of the gene Mtln, whose product is annotated as mitoregulin. NCBI's taxonomy places the organism in Eukaryota, Metazoa, Chordata, Mammalia, Rodentia, Heteromyidae. The record is from RefSeq and is a predicted model, not a curated record. Bases 47 to 217 code for a protein of 56 amino acids. Gene Ontology annotation, cellular component: mitochondrial inner membrane. Gene Ontology annotation, biological process: positive regulation of mitochondrial membrane potential. The transcript has a single exon.